UGAAUCAUAUAAUUGCUGAACAUAGGAAGGAAGGGUAAGGGGGCACCUUACUUGAGCCGAAAAUUGCCAUUGCCUACUUCCAAGCAUUGCAACCUGGGACAGGAAUUCCUGCAGAUCAGAAAUAGGCAUCUGGGGGAUUCUGCCACAAACCACUGAAGGGAGGGUGAGUCAAUAUAUGAGUAGCUGUAACAAUAAAGUCAAACCCUUUAUCUUCCUGACUAAGUGUGGAGAAACCACAGUAUUGCUAUGGGGGAAUGCAGAUUAAACAUGUCCUGAAAAACUCAUGCUGAUUUUCAAAGAUGUAAGGUGCUAUAACAUUUCAAAAUCUAUAUUUUUGCAUAUAAAUUGAUUUUGUUAUUGAAGGGAAGUUCAGUCAUUGUAGAUAUACAUAAACAUGACAUAACUUCAUUUGUCGUGUGCAUGAGAGAAUACAGUUAUAUUCAUGAAUGCAGGUAUAUCACAUACCAUGAUUCUCUUUGGGAUUUAUAGGAUUGAUUCCCCAGAAAUGAAAACAUCAUUGGCAAAUUGUGUGGGUUAAUGUACUUAAACAAUUGUUUUUUCAGGUGUUUCAUAAGAGUUUUAGGAUGUCUUAAAUAUUUUUUUCCCAUAAAGGGGAAUGAAGGUAGCAAAAAAAAAAGCAGCAAAAUGUAACAAAUAAGGAAAAAAAUAGAGAAACUGAAAUAGUACCAUUAGUUAGGAGGAACAAUGUAGGUCACAGAGAAUAUAUCCAUAAAUAUCUGUGGCCAGUUAAAAGAAUUAGUACAGUUUUUAAUAGUGUCAGGAACACAGUAAUUGGUAGCAAUUUUGUAGUUUCAAUUGAAAUGGCAAAGUAUCUGUCAUAAUGCAGAGGAGGCAGAAAGACUGAGCUAAUGGUCCUGUUUUGUCUUUGUGUGCUGCAUUCUUCCCUUGCCAUAGUAAUGAAAUUUCAUUUCUGUUAUUGGUACUGAAAGAAUUUUCAGUGGAAGCUAUCUGAUAUCUUGGAGUGGGCUCACUUUACCCAGGUGAUCUGAAAGAUUUUGCUGAGGCAAAACCUGGUUGGCUGGAGAUGUUUCUCAGGUCUUGGGGGGAACUACCUUUGGAACAAAGCUUAAGAAGAGCAAGUUUAGAAAUGUGAGGUAGUUUAGUCUUUGUGCCAGCAGCACAGGCAACAGAAAGACUUACAGUGCUGUAUGAGUGGUGAGUAAAUGGAGCAUAAUCAGUAAUCCCUCCUGUUUCAUGGAAAACAGACUCAAACUGUUUAAAAACAAGCAGGAUCUGAAUUGGUGUUCUUGUACAUUUAUGCAGUGGUUUGCCUUCCUCCUACCAGAUUCUCCCUAUGCUUUCUGCCCUUUGACCCCAGUAUGACAUUUGCUGAUAUCUGUAUUUAUCACGUGAGAUUUCCCUGCCUCUGGACAAUGUUGGGAGCUGCUCCAGAGUAGCAAGGAGUGCUGGUGGGUUCCCAGCUGCAGCCUGCCUUGGGGAUGGGUCCUGUGGGGAACUCCACUCUUGUCUGUUUUCUUUUGCUCUCUAAACCAUCAGAAUAAAUCCUUCAGGUCCAUAUUUUGAGAUUAUGGUAAAAAUUUUCAAAUGCAUGGAUGAGAGUCAUGUAUUGAAGUGCUAUUCAUUUUAUUAAGGACUGAGCUAUGAAGCUGAAGUUUAUGUUGCUCUUCUCUUUAAAAUGAAAAAUCCUGGUUGGUAGAAUACAUAGAGUAUGAAUACUGUUGCAAUUUAACAAAGGAACUCCUUGUGUACUGCCAACUAUGUUUCGAGCUUUUUAGCAAUGAUUAUUAAAAAAUGCUUUUGGAAGAAAACAAAGCAGAAAUCAUGGAAACUGUAGGCAGCUAGCAUUGUAGGGCUGUAAUUGUAAAGCAAAGGUUUGGAAGGGGGGGUGCAAAAUUCAAAUCCUGAAAUAAAAGUUUGGGCAUUUUUUCCUUAUGUUGUGAAGGUUUGCCUAUGUGAACUUGGUUUAAAGGACUUUUUACAGAGUCACAUUAAACUUUAAUAAACAGACUGUUAACAGGUCAUGAUUUAAGGUCAAAACAAACCUCAUAAAAUCAAGAUGAGGUGUAAAAACUGAAUUAUGUAUUGUCCUAUAAAUGAUAUCCUAUAACCAGAUCCACAUACAUAAGUUGUACAUCAUGAUAUUGAUGCAAAAAUAUUUUUUUUUCCUCUAGUAACUUGUGAGUAGCAACUAUGAGGAAUAAUAGAUUUUCGCUUUGUUGUUCGUUAAACACAGCUGAAGAUCAAAGUUUCUCAUUAUGAAACAGUAUGAUAAAAGUACACAUUCUUUUUAGACAGAAAUACUCUUCUGGAUGAGGACUUUAUUAUGCACAAGAUGCAGCUUUUUUAUUUAUUUAAAGCCAUAUUUUCAAUAUGCAAGUGAGAUUUAAAAGAAUAUACCUUUUGACUCCUGAAUUUGACUUGAAAAUGACAUUUCUUCACAGAGAAGAAAUCCAUGGUUGGUACUGCAUGCAGUGGUUCCUGAAGUUUAAACUGUAUGUGAAAUAAAGUGGGGAAAAAAUACCAUUUCUCUUUUCAGCUCCCUUCUUUCAUUUCUGUGUUAGUUUAGCCUUUUCCCCAUGGUGCCCAGGACUUGGUUUAAUGACCAUGUAGUUACAAUGCAUCUGUCCAUGGUGAAAGAAAAAGCAGUGUCUGUGUUCAGUAACAAUAGACAACAGUAUGGGGUUUGUUUCUUAAAAUGAUCAGCCAUGAAAUACAAGAAGGUGUAAAGAACUCUUAUUUUAAUUCUACAGUAGCUGCCUGUAGGUUAAAUCUAAGAUGACAGAUUUAUUUGCUGAAAUCCAGAACCGACACAGUAACCCCUUUUGUUGUCUAUGUUGCGAAUAGGGAUCUAUUUGCUCUCCACAGCCCUAGCAAUAUUCAUACUUAGAAGCAAUAGCACAUAAGUAUUAAAUUUAAAGCAUGGUGAGCCAAAGAUAUAAUUGCCAUCCUCUGUUUAUUAUGAAAUUUGUUUCCCAAUUACUUAAGGCAUUUUUCUUGUUUAAACAAUUUCCAUGAUCUCGGCACACUGUGCUUAUUGCCUCAACAUUGCUAUGUGUGGACCUGAUUGAGGGAAGAACUCAAUGAAGAGCCAGAUGUUGGGCACUAAUUCAACAUGAAAUCACCAGCAUUGUCAUAAAAUAUAUGAUCCUUAAACUUUCCAAACCUUCAGAUUUGCAUUUGCACUGUGAAAAAAGGUAGGUGUAAAACUCAGUGUCAAAUGCUAAGUGCAAAAUUUAAAAAAUAGCUGGAACCUCUGUUAUGCAAGAUUUUUUUUCAGUUACAGCAGAGCAAAUUUCAGUAAUAAUGUAAUGUAUUCAUGUAGCUACCUAUUUCAGUGGGAGUUAAGCAGAUAUUAAUAAUAUGCUUUUGAAAAUCCCAUGGACUCAUUUUGUACUUUUACUACUUAGUAAAUUAAAUACUUUUGAAGAAAUUGGCCCUGAGCUCCUGAAUGAGAAAAUAUUUCCCAUUACUUAAUUUUCCUUCGGAGCAGUCUUGAAAUGUUCAAAAUUCUUGGCUGAAUAGCUUUGAUGUUGCUGAACCAAAGUCUGAAGAAAGUCUGCUUUUUCCAUUUGUUGUCGUCUUAGAAGCAGGUUCCCUUUAGAAACCUUUCUGAACCUUCAAAUAUUUAUAGUAAGGGGCUCUGGUUGAGACAAAGUAAGAGAAUGGUCUAAAUCCUUAAGAGCAUGCAGUAAAACAUAGUCUUUUUUUAGACUGACUAAAUUAGUAGAGGAAGAAUGAGACAUCACGACACAUGUGAGGCACUACAAGUACCAGGCUUAUGUAUCUGAGAUGACUGAGCUACUGUGGAAGUCACAAGAUUGAAUCCAAUCAAUAUGAACAGUUAAAAAUGAGCUGAACUUCACUGUUCUGGAGGUCUUUCUGGACUGUUUCAGACACAAGCAUAUAAACCCAUAGGCAUUUAUAUAUAUCUGAGCAUGUGUGUUUGUAGCUCCUUCCUGGGAGCGGAAGGCAGACAGAAAGGGAAUGGGAAGAGGAAUGGGAGUUCAUUGAAAGUUUCCUUUCCUUGCCCUGAGCUGCGCCACCUCCGGGGACUGAGGGGUUAGAAGUGGAGCAGUGAAGGGAGUAGGAGCACGUUGUUUAAGCUCUCCACUGAAGAGUUCAUGAUGUAAAACACUCACCUCUCCCCUACCUCAGUGUGUGUAGGCUCUAGAGCCCUACAGCUGGAGUUAUAAUGUUCUUGCUUUCUCCAUCUCUGUGUAGCUACGAUGGCUGUUUUGGAGAGAUGAUGCUUUCAAACGUACUCCUGCAGGGAUAUCCGAGGGGCAGCUGGACAGAGGUCCCAGGAAAUGCAAGUGUGCAGUCCUCCGUGUGCCUGUGUAAAGCAGGGGCUUUCCAUGCUGUGCUGGCUCCUUCACUAUUUGUGUGCUCUGAAGAUUGACAGGUGUAUGUACUAUGUGUCUUAAAAAGAGCAUUUAUUCUGGACAGCUUUUCCUACUACUUCUCUAUCCUUCAUGUCCAGCUUGUUUCUUUCUCUCCCCCUUCUACUGUAUUUCUCUAAUUUUAAAAAUAAGGCCAUUAAGAUAAAUUGCCAUUUACUGUUUACUGUCCCUUGCAAAUAGAUUCCCCCCCCCAACAAAUUUACAGAUCACCUUCAGAAGACCUAGUUUUACUACAAGAUUUGUCAAUAAUACAUCAUUUACUAGUACAUCACUAAUUUUUCUAGUUAGAAAAAUUCUAAAUAGAUUUUAAAAAUAGACUCUAAAAUAUUAGAUAUGCAUCUAUGUUUUUUAUUUCUUAAAUAAUAAUCUGCUAAAGAACCUGGACUAAAAUGUCAGAUCCCUUUCUGUAUAAGGGAAGCUGCUAUGCUGGCCCGUUUUGCCUCACCUUUAAUUAAACUGGAAGAGGGAGGUUGCUUCAUUGUCAGUUGCUUUGUAGGGUGCAGUCUCCCUUAGUAACUCCCACUUGUGUCAUUAUUGUAGGUAUGGACUGGAUAAGACAGAUGUGGUUGGGAUUUGCUAUGCCAGAGGACUCUAGUUUCUAGUUUCUGGGGGUUUUUUUGAUGUGUGAUGUAGAUUGGGGAAUCCUUCAGGUGACUGAUUUGAUCCUGGAUUGGGAAGCCCUGAAGAGGCUUCAAGCUGGUUGUACCUUACCUCUGGAUAUCAUUCUGAACCAAAGUCUAGCUGAAGUGUCUUUGCUGGGCUUUGUGCCAAGUAAGGCAGGCCUAAGCUUAGGGGUGUGACAGAGGUCCACACUGCAGUGAGGUGCAGUUCCAGUUCCAGAAUGUUUCAGUGCGUCGUUCACGAUGAUAGAAUCACACCUGUUAAAUUUUUGCAGGAUCAAGCCUUAGAUCUGUGUUAAGGGGUCAGAAAUGUGGACAGCAGUUGUGAAUUUUAAAAUAGAUUUAAUUGCAUCUUCUUAUGUUUCGUUGUUGGUCUCUGAAAUCUUUCCAGUGGCUUUUAGGGCUCCUCCUAAAUUCAGAUAUGAUAAGAUACUGCUGGAUUUCAAAGUUUAACUUUACCCAAAACCAUUUCAGUGUUUUCUACCUGCCUCUCUUGUUUAAUUAGAAUCCGGUGGAAGUUCACACGUUUGACAACUUUAAAGCCUGGGAAGAGUUGUCUGUGAGAUUCUAGUAUUGGAGCAUGGGUGGAGGGAUGGGGCUGUGCAACAUGUGCCUGUCCUCUGAUGUGGAAGAUGGUGCCAAACCAACUGGUGGCACUGUGGAGCUGGAGUCCCUCUGCUAUUUCAUCCAUGUCUGUAAUAUUGCUCUCCCUAUUUCCUUACAGUCUUUACAGACAAAUGGACUACAAGAAACAGCUACAGAUAAAUAGUAAACAAGGGGAAUUGUAUGGUGAAUAUCUUCAGAUGGGAACUGAAAGAUAGUGCUGAGCCAAGGGAUGAAGAAACUAAAGCCUGUUGUUUUAUGGAGACCAAACAUUUUAUAACAACCACAUCUGCCUGGAGCCCCAAGUUGGGACUGAUGACAGGGACUUGGGUAGAGGACACACCAUAGAAAGGAGAAAUUUUGGAUUCAAGUAAGAUAUGAGCUAUCUAGAAAAGCUAAAAGAAAAAGGCUAAAGUUGUCUGGAAAAGCUAAAAUAGAAUUCAGGCUUUCUGACCUAAGCUAGGGCUGCACUGUGAGUCUGAAAGGUUCUUGCUUUCUUUUAGAAGAAAAUGGGCCAUCCUAUCUCAGGACAUCCAUGCCAUGGGAUAUCAGAUGUUUUUGACUGGUAUAGUUCCACAGGCAACAGUUUGGAGGCUUAAAUUCCUAACUGUUAUCCCUGUUACACAAAUGGUAGAGGUCUCACAGCAACAACGAGCAAGGAUAUUUUAACUGGCAAUAUUGUCAGAGACAAUUUAUAGUCUAUUGUGUGGAUGCAGCUGCUGAGCAUUCAUAUCCUGCCACCAUCUUGGCAUUCCUGACUUUAUUUUUGACAAAGGAUGUUUAACCAGGAAUACCUUCGUAUCUCAGGAUAAUUUAUAUCUUGUCCAUUUGCGUCUUUUUCCUUUCCUACAGCUUUCCCUUCUUCCCAUACUCCUCACACACACAUAUCUCAGGAGGGAACACAAAAAAAAGGAAAAAAUAAAAAAAAGGGUGAGUUGGGGGUGUGUGUGAGGGGAAGUGAAGCUAAAGCCGUCAUCAAACACCAUAAAUAAAACUUGGUAACAGAAGAAAUGGUUGGUUGGCAAAUAUUUUGCAUAAAUCAAUUCUGAAACCAAGAAAACUUUUUUUUUUUACUACUGCAAUUAAAAAUCUCUUUACACAGAUAAUGGAUAAAGUGUUUUUAAGGGCCAUCCUUUCACAUCCCACUUUUAGGGUUUCCUUGGGAUGGGGCUUACUACAGAAAGGAUCCGCAGUGUGUUCUGCCAAGGCUUUGCAAGGUCUGUGAGCAGAGAGCUGGGGAGAAGGUCUUUGUACAGAUAUAUUUUACUUCAUUAAACUAUUCGUUUUACCUUUUAUCCAGGUAAGAUGUGAUCAGUUAUAAAGCUUAGCCUAGUCACAGAGCCCAUAAGUCAUGCAGUAUCACCAUACACCUUGCUCUGAGCCAACUCACCUUGCCUGUGCCUGAGCUAUCGGCACCCUACAGGUGUCAGCAUGUCAUGACAUCACUUUUCUCCCUUGCUGUAUCACACACAGACUCCUUCUUCAGCUGUGUUUCUAGUGAGUGAUACUAUUUCCUGACUAAGUGUCCACAUUAUGUUUGCCCCUCUCACAGCACAGAUUAAAAAGGACAGAGUAACAUCCCGUUGUUAGUGGAACAAUCCCAUAGCUAGUGGAAGAUAGUGGUAGAUAACUUUCCCUAAGGGAAUUUGGUGCAGUGGGGUGAGUAAAGAAACGCUGAGAGUCUUAUUUCAUCCCUGCUUUUUCCCUGGUGUACAGCACAGUCACAAAGUGUCAAGGACAUGCUGUGGAGUUGCACCUUGCACUCAAGGACUGCUGACCCUGCAGGCAUCCUGCUCCAAGGGGGAAGCUCACUCCAUGACUGCUGAGGGACUGCUGGGGUUUCAGAAUGCUGGUCAGGUAGCCCUAGGAUCUUUUGAGUGAUGUCCAGAGUACCAAGCAGUUUCAGCAGAAAGAACUGAUAUAAAUUAAAAGUAAGCAACUUGAGGCAUCUUGAAAACCAGCCACACCCUUGGGUUUAUUUUUUUAAAGCUUCCCCUGUAUUAUGUCGUGCCAGCAGGGAGGCUCAGCCUGUUGCCUAGCUCAGCACACAGAGGAAAAUUUGGUGUGGCUCUGAUUGACAGGGCCAUGGUGUUCUGUCAGGAAGGCUGUGAUUUAGAAACAAAAUGGUUUUGGGAAAUUGCAAUGGGAUAGCUUUCAGUGAACUGAAAUUGCCUUUCAAACACAGGGAUGCUCACCCUUUUCUACCCCCUUUCCUUCCAUUAUUCAUCAGCAAUUCUUGGGGGGAGACAGAGAGGUCUCCGUUAUUUUCUGGUCUAUGCUAUUUUUUCCUCUCUCCCUGUCUUUCACCACUGAAAUAUCUCAGCAAUGCCAGGAGGCUGGUAUGCCCCAGGAGGGUAAGAAUAGUCUACAAUGGCAGAGAUCACUCCUGUUGUUGUUUGUCUACUUGCAGUUGUCUGGACAGAGGAUCCACACAAGAGGUAGGAGCAAUUGGAUCUGACAAGCUAGAGCUUUUGCAAGACAAACUGUUAAAGCCUUAAGAAGAUAUAUUCCGACAUUCAAAUCUAACAGUCCUGUUCAAAUCAUCAAAAUAAUCCUUCAUCGAUACAUUGUUGUGGCUGGGUUUCUGAUUUCCAUCUUUGAUCCUUAACAAAAAUUCCUUCCUUUUUUUUUUUUUUUUCCUUCUUCCUCUUUUCCUCCCCCUCUUUCUUCCCUGUCUAGUUCUAGCCUCCUUUGGAAAUGACAAAAUUGGUAGGACAUCAAGAGCUGGGAGUGUUCUGAGCCUGUUCGAGCAUGGAGCGCUGGGACUCGCUGGGAUUUUUGAUUGUCACACUUAACUAUAAUGUGACUGUUGUAGGAAAGAUCUGGCUAAUGUUAAUAAUUCUGCUGCGAAUGGCAGUGGUAGUGUUGGCAGGCUAUCCCCUCUACCAAGAUGAGCAGGAGCGCUUUGUCUGCAACACCUUGCAACCAGGAUGCUCCAACGUUUGCUAUGACUUGUUCUCUCCCGUAUCUCACUUCAGAUUCUGGCUCAUUCAGACUGUGUCCAUCCUGCUACCUUAUGCUGCAUUCAGCAUUUAUGUUUUGCACAAGGUGGCUAUGUACCUUGUAAGAAUGCACUGUCUGGUGCAUGGAUGCAAAGGAAAUAAGAGUUUAUCAAGCCCCAAAGACAUGAAGGAGCUCUGUAGAAAUGCUGUUGACAAUAGAGUAGAGUGUGAUGAAGAGAACCUAAGUGUCCUUAAUUUUUCUGGGGCAUAUACAGUUCAUCUCUGUUUUAGGACCCUACUUGAGGCUGCCUUUGCAGCUGCGCAGUAUUUUCUUUUUGGAUUCUUUGUUCCUGAGCGCUUUUCCUGCUACCAUUCACCUUGCACAAGCACAGUUGACUGUUAUAUCUCCCGGCCCACUGAGAAAUCCAUCAUGAUGAUUUUCAUCUGGGGAGUCAGCAGCCUGUCCUUUGUGCUCAGCCUUGCAGAUCUUGUCUGUGCUCUCCGGAGAAUGACAGCAAGAAGCCAAAAGAACAAGCUGCUGGCAAACCUCUGCAUAGAGAAGGAGUGCAUUUUAAAUCUUCCCCCACUACAGCACAGAAGCUCUCCUCCACCUCAAAAUGAAGACUGCCCAGUAUCAAAUAGCUGCCAGACCAGUGAUGGCUGCUGCUCACUUCUCUCUGAUGAGGAAGAAGAGGCUGUUCUUCAUUCUGAAGCUGUCCCUCAGCAAACUGCCAGCCCUAACCUUAACAGCACCAGCAACAAAUGCUGUGUAUCAGGAGAUCUUGCUGUUAAGCAAGAUAGCACUGAAGAACCCUUGUGUGCUAGUGACCAGCAAGGAACUACAUGCAGGCAAGGGAGACCGAGAUUUCAGCAAGAUUUUGUUGAAGAGACUGCCCUGGUUUUGAGACCUCAGAUCAACUGUCCCCUUGGAGUUUCUUCCUCUGCAGUUCAGAGCAACAUUUUAGAAUUCUACCCUUCAGCUGAGCUAAAAAACCUUGAUGCACAAUCAAAUUAUAGCAAUACUAGUUGCUUGAGGUCAAAGAAGUCAGAAUGGGUAUAGAGCCCAGAGUGAACACUACCCUGUGACCUUCACAAAUCAUUGCAUCACUGAGGAGGCUUCAGGGAGUUUCAGCUGAAUCCCCUUGCUGUGGUUAUGCUGCAGCGAUACUCUACUAUGCUCCAUUGACAAAGAAGCAAAAACUUUGGAUAAGAGUUUGAAGGAUAUUACAUUAAUGAAGUGUUCUUUGGAAAAUGUAACAUUUUUAUGGUUUUCUGAGUGUGAGUGACUUUAAAAAGCUGUAGACUGUCGCUGAUGUAUCUGACCUGGUUUUCCAGGAGCAUGUGUGAACACUUGUUUACCCUAACCUAGUUUUAUUGCAAAAGAUCGAGCUUAGGAAAGACAUGACUUUUAAACAUAGUUGUAUACUGUCUACUGUCAAAAACUUAAUUUAUCUUCUCAUACUAAAUUCUCAAAGCCCACUCUAAGAAAGGAUUUUCAAACAAAAAGACUAGACUAUGAAUAAAAUAAAAAUACUUGUUUUGUAGCAAAGUGUUGAUGUGUAAAAACAUCUUAUUUCUUGAAAGCGUCACCUCUCCUAUGUAGCAACACCAUGGCAGUACCUUUCUCUGAUGCUGAUGUCAGCUGGCAGUCUGACCAUGUCUGAGUUAUUCAACUAUAGCACCUUCCAGUACCUAGAGGGGCCCACAGGAAAGAUGGAGAGGAACUUUUCACAAGGGCUUGUAAUGAUAGGACAAGGGGGAAUGCCUUCAAACUGAAGUAGGGUAUAUUUAGAUUAUGUAUAAGGAAGAAACUCUUUACUGUGAGGGUGGUGAGGCGCUGGAACAGGUUGCCCAGAGAAGCUUUUGAUGGCCCUGGAAGUGUUCAAGAUCAGGUUGGAUGGAGCUCUGA
Messenger RNA from Pseudopipra pipra, 10456 nucleotides. It is a transcript of the gene GJD4, whose product is annotated as gap junction protein delta 4. Lineage: Eukaryota; Metazoa; Chordata; Aves; Passeriformes; Pipridae. The record is from RefSeq and is a predicted model, not a curated record. Gene Ontology annotation, molecular function: gap junction channel activity. Gene Ontology annotation, biological process: cell-cell signaling. Bases 8357 to 9607 code for a protein of 416 amino acids. The transcript is spliced from 2 exons. Gene Ontology annotation, cellular component: connexin complex.